AUGUCCUCAAACUGUGUAGUUUUGGUUAAUGGUCUCCACAUCCAGGCCCUUAAGCUUCACAACUGCUUCAACGUGCCCCUUCAGAAACGCGAAGACAAGAAGAAGUCCAGGGCGCUCAACGUAAGACCAACUCCUGGAGCGGGUGACGAAGAUGAGAGCCUGGCUGACUAUGCUGACUUGGAGAUAGACAGCCGAGUUAAGCUCUCUGUAGUUGUCCCUGAUCGAGCCCCAAAGACGACCCCAGUGGCAAAUAUCUCCUUGAGCUUCCAUGAGUCGGGCAUUGGGGACGGACGAACCUUGUCCUUUGAUAUGGUCAUGAUUGUGCCGUCGUUGAGUAUGGCGAUGAUGAGGACCAUGAAUGGGGAGAAGUCGAAUUUCCAGAUGAGGGCGAGAAGCAUGAAACCCAGCACGAUGCGGAUUGUGAUGGACACAGCAUAG
Striga asiatica is the source of this 438-nucleotide messenger RNA. The record is from the annotation of a GenBank genome assembly. NCBI's taxonomy places the organism in Eukaryota, Viridiplantae, Streptophyta, Magnoliopsida, Lamiales, Orobanchaceae.